CAGACUUGCAAAAUCGUUGUUCCAACAGGGACGAAUUCCAGUUUUUGGCUUUUCUCAUAGUUUCUCAACACGUCUCAGAUUUUCACUCUGUAAGCAUUGGAAGGUAUAGCCCAUUUGAAAAUGAGCAUAGAGGCUGGUGUUCAGAAUCGUGAACGAGAAGCGUUCAAUUUGAAAAAAUUGCCCGAAUUUAUGAGCUUGUGUGUUUAUAUUUUGAAAAGAAAAAUUUGGAGAGUGCAAACAAUAUUCGUGAUUCCAAUAAUAAUGCUUGUGGUUUUGCUGUUAAUAUUAGUCCAUUAUGAUGCUCGUUUGCGCACAUCACUUCGUCACAAAGAUUUUCAUGAAAUACAGAUUUCCUAAGUAUUAUGACGAUAGCCUGCGAACCGGAUGGAAUUUCAAAAUAGCCAAACACUACGAUGAGAAAUUUUUCUUGCGAAAAUGGGUCGAUCCAUUUACAUAUAAACGGAUAAAUCGAUUGCGUCCUAGACCUGGCGACAAUGGAUCGGCAUUUGUUGUUCCAUUUGAAGAAUUGAAACCAUUGAUGAUGGAACUGCAGAAGAAACACAAUUACAAUGUGUUGGCUUCGAACAUGAUUCCGUUGCGUCGAAAUCUACCUGAUCUACGUUAUUCAGAAUGUUUGGAUUUGUCCUAUCCGGAGCGGCUUCCAACGACAAGUGUCGUUAUCAUUUUUUACAAUGAAGCAUUGAAUACUCUGAUGCAAACUGUUUGGAGUGUUAUCGACCGAUCGCCACGGCAAUUACUUGCGGAGAUAAUAUUAGUUGAUGAUUUCAGUACGGAAAAAACGUUGAAAGAACCACUGGACAGCCGUAUCAUACAACUUCCGGUCAAUGUGGAAGUCAUAAGGAAUGAGAAGAGAGAAGGUCUGAUACGCUCCAGGUUGAUUGGCGCCAAAGAAGCUAUUCUUGGACUCACACACCGAGUGUACUGAUGGGUGGCUACAUCCGAUUCUCGCUCGCAUCGCUUCUGA
Messenger RNA from Sitodiplosis mosellana (orange wheat blossom midge), 985 nucleotides. RefSeq names its product polypeptide N-acetylgalactosaminyltransferase 5-like. NCBI's taxonomy places the organism in Eukaryota, Metazoa, Arthropoda, Insecta, Diptera, Cecidomyiidae. The coding region runs from base 296 to 946 and encodes 216 amino acids. Gene Ontology annotation, cellular component: Golgi apparatus. The record is from RefSeq and is a predicted model, not a curated record. The transcript is spliced from 2 exons.